ACCGGAUUACAGUAGCGCGCGUAAAUUUUUCUAUGUGCCUUUGUAAUUUAACGAAAGUUUGCGAAAUUACUCUUAAUUUAACUACGAAAAAUGGAUGAAACAGUAUUAUUUCCCUCGCCUAACUGGUUCCAAGUGUCAGGAUUAGCGGUGAGCAACGACGGGUGGCUAGCUUACGGCGGUCCAAGCAAAAGUCUUUGUGUCUUGAAGCCUGUGCCAGCUGAUGCGAAUGGCGUGGUUGAAGGUGCCGAGCAAUAUACUGCACAUGUCUUGAACAGAGCACAUCCCGACAAGAUUGUAAGUGUAGACAUAUCACCUGAGUGGCCAGAGAAGAAACUGGUGCUGACGGGAAGUGCUAGUGGCUCUGUAAAACAAUGGAGUUUAGAGGAUGCAAACGGACGAAUAAAAUUCAAAUCCAAUCUUAGUCAUGACAUCCACACUCAUGAGAAAGAGGAAAUAAUUGGUGUUGCAUACAGCGAUGAGGUGUAUGCUGUAACAGUGGGCAGUUUCGGUAACAUUGUGAAAUGGGACCUAAAUGCCAAUGUAGUAAAAACAUUCAACAACAUGUUGAAGACAUUCAAGCCAACAUGCAUGGCCUGCUCCCGUCACAUCACACUAAAUGUGGCUGUUGGUACCAAGCAGGGAGUCCUGUUUGUGGUGGAUUUGAGUGGUGCUGGCAGCCUUAUCUACAAAGUUCGCAGCCAAGAUGAUGAAAUCAUGAAUGUGAGCUGGUGUCCCCAAUAUGAAGUCCAAGUUGAGAAAUCUGUUGAUGAAUCCCAAAGAACCGGAAUUGUUACUGAAAAACCUAGCAAGUCCAAAUCAAAGAACGGAGCGGCUCAGAAAGAGCCUCAAAAGUCUAGUGCCUCCGAUAGAAUGGAAAAAAUCAGGCAGCAACAAGACCUAGAAGAAAAAAAUACAUCUGGAAUCAAAAAGGAUCUUCCCCAAGACAGUUUUGAAGAUUUUGUAGUUGUUCCCGAAGAUGACAUGUUUGACAUCUAUAAAGACCAUGAAGCAGAUGAGUUUGGACACAAAAAAUAUGAACCAGAGGAUAUACUAGUGAAAAUCAAGGAACCCACGGAACAGAAUGAUUAUUUGGCUGAAUGCUUGAAGCUUAAAGAUACUAUACUAAAGAAAAAGAAUGAACCAGAGCCCUCAAUAGAGUCCUUAGUAGAGGCACUUGAGAAAAGUGAUAUAAACAGUGAAAAUAGUCCAAAAGGAGAGAUACCUAGUAGUAGUAAGGUUAUAAGUGAGUCUAGUCAAGAAACCAGGUGUAGUAGGGAGGAGCUAGAGGAAUCUGGUGCUGUGUCUAGUGUGCACAUGCAUAAGCAUUUGUUAGCAACAAUUGGGAAACAUGGUGGUGUUCGCAUCUGGUCAAAGACUGGCAAGCUUGUGGCCAGCUGCGCCCUGAUCGCCGGGAAGCAACAACAAGGCCGCUUCAGGAACUCUUGGGCCACGCUGGCUUGGUGCCAGCCUGAGUUGCUGCUCAUAGCUGAUGGGAAGAACCAGUUGUUGGAGUGCAAUCCACUGAAGCCUGAUUGCAAGAACAAGCUGGUAACGAAGUUGGUUCACACUCUGCAUAAGCGCGGGUUGCACUGCGUGGCCACGAACGCUAGUCGGGCGAACACCGGCGCGCCCGUCGCUUGGAGCGCGUCGCAGGACCGCUCGCUCGUCCGCUACAGCCUGUGCGACCGCUCCACCACCGUGUACAACACGUGCGGGGGCUUCGUUUACAACGUGCAGUAUUGCCCGUAUGAUGUUAACAAGGUAGCGGUGAGCGUGGGCGACGGUGCCGUCCGCGUGUGGACGGCCGAGGAGGCCGAGGAGGCCGAGGAGGCCGAGGAGGCGGAGGGCAAGCUGUCGGCCGGCCGCGUCGUCACCUACUGGCAGCACGUGCAGGGCAAAGUGCUCACCGUGGCCUGGCAUCCCACUAGGGAGAACUUGCUGGCCUUUGGAACGGCUGAGUCUAGGGUGGGGUUGAUCGAGACGGGCGCGGGCGAGCGGGCGGCGCGCGCGCUGUGCGCGGGGCCGGCGGGCGGCGUGUACGCGCUGGGCUGGGGCGCGCGCGGUCUGUACGCGGCCGCGCGCCAGGAGCUGCGCGCCUACCGCCACGAGCGACCCGACGAACCCGGGACGCCGGUGCCGGUGUUGGUAGAGGGGUCGGCGUGGGGCGUGAGCGCGGUGCGCGUGCGCGACGGCCUCCUGUGUGUCGGCAGCGACGCGGGCGGCGUGGCCGUGCUCCAAGAGCACGAAGCCAAGCUGCUGGCGGCGACAUUCGUCGGCAGUAAAAUGAUACACACAAUCGAAUGGCACCCACAACAGACCUCCUUUUCCAACGAGGAGUCUCAGCACAAGAAUUUAAUCGCAGUGUGCUCACAGGACAAGGCGAAUGCGGUCGUUAUAUUGGAGUUUGUCGAUAAAGAAGAAAACCAUCCGAAGUUGGUUGAAUUCAAGAGGCUCACCGGGCACACGAACACGGUCCUGCAAGUGGCGUGGAGCCCGCAUCACGAAAUGAAACUGUUGUCGACUUCGCACGACGGCACCGUGAGGGUAUGGGACGUAGAGGCGGGCACCUGCGUGUCGAUAUUCGGCGGGCACGGCGGCACGGCGCUGGGCGCGGCGUGGGCCGCACAACCCUCCCUCCCGCACCACGUGCUGUCGGGCGGCGCGGACUGCUGCCUGCGGCUGUGGGACACCCGCCAACACCCCGCCGAGGCCUACCAAGGUAUGUCGACACAACCCUCCCUCCCGCACCACGUGCUGUCGGGCGGCGCGGACUGCUGCCUGCGGCUGUGGGACACCCGCCAACACCCCGCCGAGGCCUACCAAGGUAUGUCGACACAACCCUCCCUCCCGCACCACGUGCUGUCGGGCGGCGCGGACUGCUGCCUGCGGCUGUGGGACACCCGCCAACACCCCGCCGAGGCCUACCAAGGUAUGUCGACACAACCCUCCCUCCCGCACCACGUGCUGUCGGGCGGCGCGGACUGCUGCCUGCGGCUGUGGGACACCCGCCAACACCCCGCCGAGGCCUACCAAGGUAUGUCGACACAACCCUCCCUCCCGCACCACGUGCUGUCGGGCGGCGCGGACUGCUGCCUGCGGCUGUGGGACACCCGCCAACACCCCGCCGAGGCCUACCAAGGUAUGUCGACACAACCCUCCCUCCCGCACCACGUGCUGUCGGGCGGCGCGGACUGCUGCCUGCGGCUGUGGGACACCCGCCAACACCCCGCCGAGGCCUACCAAGGUAUGUCGACACAACCCUCCCUCCCGCACCACGUGCUGUCGGGCGGCGCGGACUGCUGCCUGCGGCUGUGGGACACCCGCCAACACCCCGCCGAGGCCUACCAAGGUAUGUCGACACAACCCUCCCUCCCGCACCACGUGCUGUCGGGCGGCGCGGACUGCUGCCUGCGGCUGUGGGACACCCGCCAACACCCCGCCGAGGCCUACCAAGGUAUGUCGACACAACCCUCCCUCCCGCACCACGUGCUGUCGGGCGGCGCGGACUGCUGCCUGCGGCUGUGGGACACCCGCCAACACCCCGCCGAGGCCUACCAAGGUAUGUCGACACAACCCUCCCUCUCGCACCACGUGCUGUCGGGCGGCGCGGACUGCUGCCUGCGGCUGUGGGACACCCGCCAACACCCCGCCGAGGCCUACCAAGGUAUGUCGACACAACCCUCCCUCCCGCACCACGUGCUGUCGGGCGGCGCGGACUGCUGCCUGCGGCUGUGGGACACCCGCCAACACCCCGCCGAGGCCUACCAAGGUAUGUCGACACAACCCUCCCUCCCGCACCACGUGCUGUCGGGCGGCGCGGACUGCUGCCUGCGGCUGUGGGACACCCGCCAACACCCCGCCGAGGCCUACCAAGGUAUGUCGACACAACCCUCCCUCCCGCACCACGUGCUGUCGGGCGGCGCGGACUGCUGCCUGCGGCUGUGGGACACCCGCCAACACCCCGCCGAGGCCUACCAAGGUAUGUCGACACAACCCUCCCUCCCGCACCACGUGCUGUCGGGCGGCGCGGACUGCUGCCUGCGGCUGUGGGACACCCGCCAACACCCCGCCGAGGCCUACCAAGAAACUAAGGAAGAAGCGCCUAAGAAAGACAAGAAAAAAAGGAAAGACAAAAAAGAAAUCAAAACUGAAGCCACCGAAGACACAGAAACUGCAGACUCUGAAAACAACGGUUUAGCAGCGACGUUAGAAUCUAAAGUGAAGAUUUCCAAGAAAUUCUUACUGCCAACCAUCACCAAACAGAUGCAAAAGCCUAAGGCGAACGGAGCCAAGAGGAUGCUGCAUAAGUUUAUGGUGAAGAAGAAUUUGGAGACGGCAGUAGAGAGUGAAAAAUACGAUCUCGAUUAUAUCAAAAUGUUCGGCAAUUCGAAGGAGGUUAAUGAGGUGUUUGACAUGGAGAUGGAGCAACACCUGCGCGUGGGCAACACUGAGUCGUGGCUGGUGCUGUGCGUGCUGCGCGGACACAUCGACGCGGCGCUGCGCCUCGCCGCCGAGCGCGACCUGCUCUGCCCGUACCUGCUGAGCCUCGCGCCCGGCGUCUCCUCCAAGUACUGGAAAGACGCGUCUAAAUUAUAUCUGGCUCAAAUAGAUCGACUCGUCGCUAACGGCGAGGAAGACAAAUUAGUCGUGAACAGGAACUACGGCGGUCCCGUGUACCGCAAGGUGCUGACGCUGCUGAGCCUCCAGGACGUGAUCGGCGCGGUCAAGACGCUCGUCGAGAACAAACUAUACAAGGAGGCCUAUUUGCUGUGCCGGAUCAGGUAUAUGGACACGAUUGGAGACGAAGUCCUGGAGUCGUGGGCCAAGAAUUGCCUCCACUCCGGCGUGUCCGACAUGGCUGCUGUUUGCCACCUCGCGUUAGGGAAUCUGCUGGAGGCGGCGACGUGCCUCAGCAGAUGUUCCGACGCGGACAGCCUGCGCCUCGCCGCCGAGCUCGCCCGCGCCGCCGGUCAGACCAUCCUCGCCGACAACCUCAUAGGCAGGACGCUGAACACCCAGGACGUAGCGGCGGAACUCGACAAGCUACUGCCUUCCAGAGCCGAGUUAUUCUUGCGAGGGCCGCAGCGGAACGGGGGCCAAGCUAACGGAGAUGACAGCAACGGGGGAGAUCAUGAGCAAUAGUUAGGAUUUUAAAAUACGCU
This is a messenger RNA of Cydia amplana, 5162 nucleotides long. RefSeq lists its product as uncharacterized. Gene Ontology annotation, cellular component: nucleus; SMN complex. Gene Ontology annotation, molecular function: mRNA 3'-UTR binding; protein binding. The coding region runs from base 91 to 5142 and encodes 1683 amino acids. The transcript has 19 exons. Gene Ontology annotation, biological process: spliceosomal snRNP assembly. NCBI's taxonomy places the organism in Eukaryota, Metazoa, Arthropoda, Insecta, Lepidoptera, Tortricidae. The record is from RefSeq and is a predicted model, not a curated record.